ACAAACAAUUAAGUUCUUGAAGCGAUCACUGAUAAACAUGAAGAUAUUCAUGCUCUCCAUCCUGCUUCUAAGCAUCGCUACGUUAAUCAAUGGUGGAAUAACAAGCAAAUAUGUACGACAAGCUCAGCCCGCUAAUGAGAUGUCUCUUGAAACAUUCCCGUCUCCCGCCGGCCACAAUGCUCCAGAACAGGUUCAUCUAACGCAAGGAGAUCACAAUGGCCGUGGCAUGAUCAUCUCUUGGGUGACACCGUUAAACCUAGAUGGUUCUGACGUAGUUACUUACUGGAUCGCCAGUAAUGGAAGUGACAUAAAGCGGAGAAAGAAGAAAGCCUCCACGUCUUCUUACAAAUUUUAUGACUAUUCUUCUGGAUUUCUUCAUCACGCCACCAUUAAAAAUCUCGAGUACGAUACUAAAUACAUGUAUGAGGUUGGUACUGAUAAAUCAGUUAGACAAUUCUCCUUCACAACUCCCCCAAAGGUUGGACCUGACGUUCCAUACACAUUCGGGAUUAUUGGUGAUCUUGGACAAACCUAUGCUUCUAACGAAACAUUGUACCAUUACAUGUCGAACCCUAAAGGCCAAACCAUUCUCUUUCCCGGAGACUUGGCUUACCAAGACAACCAUCCAAACCAUGACCAGAGAAAAUGGGAUACUUGGGGAAGAUUCAUGGAGCCUUGCGCUGCUUACCAGCCCAUUAUCUAUGCUGCUGGGAAUCACGAGAUUGAUUUCGUUCCAAACAUAGGCGAGCGUCACGCAUUCAGGCCUUAUAUUCACCGUUACCAUAACGCCUUCAAAACCUCAGGGAGCAUAUCUCCUCUUUGGUACUCAGUCAGACGCGGCCCUGCUCACAUCAUCGUCCUAUCCUCUUACUCUGGCUACGGAAAAUACACACCGCAAUACGUGUGGCUCGAGCAAGAGUUGAAGAACGUGAAUAGAGAGGAGACUCCAUGGUUGAUUGUUAUGGUUCACUCGCCGUGGUACAAUAGUGUCAACUACCAUUACAUGGAAGGUGAGAGCAUGAGGGUAAUGUUUGAGUCGUGGUUUGUUAACAGCAAGGUUGAUUUGGUCUUGGCUGGUCAUGUCCAUGCGUAUGAAAGAUCCGAACGUGUUUCCAAUAUUAAGUAUAAUAUCACCAAUGGCUUGAGCACUCCAGUGAAAGAUCCUAAUGCUCCAAUUUACAUCACAAUCGGAGAUGGAGGAAACAUCGAAGGAAUCGCAAAUAGUUUUACAGAUCCGCAACCGAGUUACUCGGCCUAUAGGGAAUCGAGUUUUGGUCAUGCUCUUCUUGAAAUUAAGAACAAGACACACGCACAAUACACAUGGCAUAGGAACCAAGACAAUGAACCCGUAGCAGCUGAUUCUCUCAUGAUGCAUAACAGAUACUUCUUCCCAAAGGAGGAGAUAGCUUCGGACUAAGGAUUAGAUAGCUUCGGACUGUUUGGUUUGCUGAUUUGAAUAAGGAGUGUUUUUAGAUUGUUUUUUUUUCUUUGAUUUUCUGUUUAGGUUAUUAUGGAUUUUUUCAAUUUAAUUUAGUUUGAUUAAUUGAGAUUGCACUGUUAUUUCGGAUAUUCUUUUCAAAUCUUUAAAUAAUAUUUUAUUAUUUGAGUU
Brassica napus (rape) is the source of this 1609-nucleotide messenger RNA. RefSeq names its product purple acid phosphatase 6-like. The record is from RefSeq and is a predicted model, not a curated record. The transcript is spliced from 7 exons. Gene Ontology annotation, molecular function: metal ion binding; acid phosphatase activity. Bases 38 to 1417 code for a protein of 459 amino acids. Lineage: Eukaryota; Viridiplantae; Streptophyta; Magnoliopsida; Brassicales; Brassicaceae.